AUGCAUCCAUUGCUGCAGGUUGUUUUGUGGGUGGCAGCCCCUGUCCUCAUAUGCAGGGGAUUGACGACCAUGGUGAUGACUGUCUUCUUGGUUAUGUUCCUCUUCCAGUACCUACCAAAGAUAUACCACUGCAUCAGCUUCUUGCGCCGCUUGCAGAACUCAUCAGGCUACAUAUUUGGGACUAUUUGGUGGGGAAUUGCUAUCAACUUGAUAGCCUACUUUGUUGCUGCACAUGCUAUAGGCGCUUGCUGGUAUUUGCUUGGGAUCCAGAGAGCUGCAAAUUGCCUUAAUGAGCAAUGCAUUGCAACAAAGGGGUGUGGUCUGAAGGCAGUGGGAUGUGCUAAUCCUAUAUACUAUGGAAUUACAACGGCAAGUAGAGAUGGGGAGAUAUUGUCUUGGGCUAACAAUGCCAAUGCAAGGGAAGUGUGUCUUGACAGCCAAGAUAAAUUCGAUUAUGGGACUUAUAAGUGGACAGUCCUCCUGAUUACAAACUCAAGCCGACUGGAGAAGAUACUCCUCCCCAUCUUCUGGGGCCUGAUGAAUCUAACCACCUUUGGCGGGGGUCUCGAGAGCACAACCGAAUGGCAUGAAAUUCUCUUCAACAUCAUUGUUAUAACAGCUGGGCUCCUUCUGGUCACAAUGUUAAUUGGAAACAUCAAGGUGUUCUUGCACUCAGCAACAUCAAAGAAGCAGGCGUUGCACCUAAAGAUGAGGAGUUUGGACUGGUGGAUGAGAAAGCGGCAGCUGCCCAAGGGGAUCAGACACAGGGUGCGCCAGUACGAGCGGCAGCGAUGGGCAGCAAUGAGAGGGGUUGAUGAAUGCAAGAUGAUCCAAGACCUCCCCGAGGGCUUGAGGAAGGAAAUCAAGUACCACCUCUGCCUUGAUCUCGUCCGACAGGUUCCGUUGUUUCAACACAUGGAUGAGCUGGUCCUGGAGAACAUAUGUGACAGGGUGAAGUCAUUGAUCUUUCCCAAAGGAGAAACUAUUACCAGAGAAGGUGACCCUGUACAAAGAAUGCUAUUUAUAGUCAGGGGACACCUGCAGAGCAGCCAAGCUCUCCGAAAUGGCAUCAUGAGCUGCUGCAUGUUGGGCCCCGGAAACUUCAGCGGCGACGAGCUCUUGUCAUGGUGCCUUCGACGACCGUUCAUCGAGCGGCUGCCUCCUUCUUCCUCGACCUUGGUGACCCUCGAGACCACCGAAGCAUUCAGUCUGGAAGCCGGCGACGUGAAGUACGUCACGCAGAACUUCAGGUACACGUUUGCCAACGAGAAGGUGAAAAGGAGCGCAAGAUACUACUCCCCUGGAUGGAGGACGUGGGCAGCGGUGGCGAUUCAGCUAGCGUGGAGGAGGUACAAGCUCCGGCUAACACUCGCUUCUCUUUCGUUUAUACGUCCCAGGAGGCCUGCUUCGCGUUGUUCCUCGCCUGGCGAGGAAAGGCUUCGGCAUUACGCUGCUCUCUUGACCUCUCCCAAACCCAACCAAGACGCUCUCCCGUGAUGAAAAGGAUCCCAUAUUACUGCUUCGGAGGCCCAGCACAAGUUCAUGGGAUUGUAGGUUUUGGAGUUACUUCAUAGGCUUCCUCAAGGGGAUGUGAUGUUGAUGCUUUUAUUUGGAGCUUGGGGGCUUGAGCAAAUGUAAGAUCGAAAAUCUUGGUGACCACUUAUGUGAGGUAACAUGAAUUCAAUUAUUUCUUAUAGUAUAUACAUAUAAUCAUAACUAUAAUUAAAAUUAAUUAUAAUACAAUCAUAUUGCGUCUGA
Molecule: messenger RNA, 1758 nt
Organism: Phoenix dactylifera (date palm)
Lineage: Eukaryota; Viridiplantae; Streptophyta; Magnoliopsida; Arecales; Arecaceae
Product: cyclic nucleotide-gated ion channel 4-like
Biological process (GO): monoatomic ion transport; transmembrane transport
Cellular component (GO): membrane
Molecular function (GO): monoatomic ion channel activity
Source: RefSeq, a predicted model, not a curated record